Messenger RNA from Xyrichtys novacula (pearly razorfish), 20297 nucleotides. The record is from the annotation of a GenBank genome assembly. NCBI's taxonomy places the organism in Eukaryota, Metazoa, Chordata, Actinopteri, Labriformes, Labridae.
CCCCUUUUCUGUUUCUUCCUCCCUCUCCUCACGUUCAUUCACAGCUCAGAUGAUCAGACCAUCACACCUCUAUGCUCUCUCUCUCUCUGCUCUUUGUCUCUUUCUCUGUUACUCUCUCGUCCCGUCGUUCAUCAUUCAUCCUCACUCUCUCUCUUGCUCUCUCUCUCUCUCUCUCUCUGGAUCAUGCCUUCUCUCAGUUUUCUCUCCAUUUAUCUGAGCGCAGCCUCACUGAUCCUCCUGCUGACUGCUGGUGAGUCCUUACACUCUUCUGUGUGUGUGUGUGUGUGUGUGUUUGUGUGUGUGUGCGUGUGUGUGUGACAUGUUGUUCAUGUGCGUUCUGCAGCUGUUUAACUUCCUGUGCUCUGCGUGUGUGUGUGUGUUUUAUGGUGAAUUUAUUGAACAGUUUAACUGUAUGCUGACAUGUGUAACCACAUACACACACACACAUUUUUCUCCUGAGCUGAAAAAAAAACAAAACUUUUUCGUACUUCGGUCGAUUUGUUCGUAGAUCACUCACUCUUUUUUUUUCAUUCUUCAGAAAUUUUGUUGGAAAAAAAAGAAAAAAAGUUUAAGUGAACUGCAGAAAGUUUGAAAUGUUUGAGAAAAAACAAAACUUUGGUCUGACACUCAGAGGAAAGGAGAGGAAGGAAACCGAGGAGGAGAGGAGAGAAAAAGAAAGGAAAGGAAAAAGAAAGGUAGAGUAAAAAGGAGGGAAGGAAGAGCUAUUGUCAAAGACAGAGGGAGAGGAGUAAGAGAAAGGAAAGGAAACAAGGAACUCAGAAGAAGGAAAGGAAGAAUGAAUAGGACAGAAGGACACAGGAGGAAAGAGAGAGAGAAAACAGGACAGAAGGAAAGAAAAAAAAUAUUGUCAAAAAAAAGGAAAGUAAGGAGAUGUAAAAGAGGAACAAAAAGAAGAGACGACAACAGAAAAGUAAAAAAACUGGGAAAAAGAAUGAGAGAGGAGAAAGGAAAGAGAAAAGGAAGAACGAAAGAGAGAAAGGAGGAAGGGAGGAGGAGAUGAAGAAGGAAAGAGAGAAAGGAAGAAGGAAUGAGAGAAAGAAGGAAGGAAAGAGGAGAAUAAGAAGGAAAGAGAGAAAGGAGGAAGGAAAGAGGAGAGGAAGAAUGUAAGGGUGAAGGGACAGAGGAAAGAGGUGAGGAAGAAGGGAGGAAGGAAAGAGAUAAAGGAGGAAGGAAAGAGGAGAAUAAGAAGGAAAGAGAGAAAGGAAGAAGGAAUGAGAGAAAGAAGGAAGGAAAGAGGAGAAUAAGAAGGAAAGAGAGAAAGGAGGAAGGAAAGAGGAGAGGAAGAAUGUAAGGGUGAAGGGACAGAGGAAAGAGGUGAGGAAGAAGGGAGGAAGGAAAGAGAUAAAGGAGGAAGGAAAGAGGAAGGUGAAAGGAUAAAAAGUCACCGCUGAACAGACAAAAGGAGAGAAGGAGAGGAGAGGUGUGAGUUUGAUGAACAGCUGGUUUAUAUAAAAUUUCUGAGUAUCAUGUGACUCUGCCAACAAACACCCUCCCACUCUAACUCACCCUCUCGCUCUAACUCACCCCACACUCUUUCCUUCUUCUUCUUCUUCUCUCCUACCUUCUUACCUUCUCGUCCCCUCUCUCCUUAUCUCCUCUCCUUGUUUUCUUUACUUGUGCCCUUUUCUUUUUCACGAUCCUUCCCACACCUUUGAUUGAUGGCUGACCCUACACAGUGUGUGUGUGUGUGUGUGUGUGUGUGUGUGUGUGUGUGUGUGUGUGUGUGUGUGUGUGUGUGUCCCUCUUGGGUUGAAGAUAAAAUGUUUGAUUGACAGGCUCAUGAAGAUGACACACAUCCUGUUUAAGGACAAUUAACAUCCCGCCCACUCAGUUCCCAUCAGUGUGUGCGUGUGUGUGUGUGUGUGAGCAUGCUAACCAGCUUUAGCUUUAUUGCUAAUAUGUAACAGACAUGUGAGUCUGAGCGGUCAAAGGUCACGGAGGAACAUUGGCACACGUCUGAUUUUCCAGAUUACAGAGAGAUUAUCGCAGACUGACCUCAUUCAUAAAUGCGUGUGUGUGUGUGUGUGUGUGUGUGUGUGUGUGUGUGUGUGUGUGUGUGUAUGUGUGAGUGUGAGGACAGUAGUUCCUCCUGCUGGUUUCAUCAUACCAAGAACAGCAGCUGUUUCUGAACCUCCGUGUUUGUUUAUUUACCCUGAAAGACAUGACCGACGAAAAAGUCUUUGUCUGGAUCGACGCAGAUGUUGCUCCUAAACCUGGAGAUCUUGUUUCAAACUGAGGAUGCAGCAUCUAUGAUUUCCAGUUCUUCAGUUCUCCAGUUCUUUCACCUAAGGCGAAACGUCUCAAUUAAGUCCAGGUGUCCUUUCCAAAAGAGGGUUACCUGGGAUUUCCACCGCAUCCUGAACAGCGGUGAUUUUUGCCAUCCGCCAAUUCCUAACGGACCCAUUUGUGAGGUGAAUUUUGUGGCGGAUUACAAACAGCGGUAAUCACGAGAACUCAGAAGCACCCGCAGAUUCACGUGCAAUUGCACGAUAAUGAGUUAUCUCUAUAAAGACAGCCACAUAGACAUAUAAGCAGUAGAUUGUGUCCUUCCAGAGGAGGAAAUCUACUUCUAGACUUCUAGAAUCAGCAUCUCCUCAUCCAUGGUGUCAUCGGGGUGAAAUAACGUCUAAAAACCUUUCACUCGUUCGUCUCCGCCUGUUUGCAUGGUGUGAAAUACGAUCCUCCUGAAACACGGAGUGUUUUAUUUUGAAAAGAAGCCGGCUGUUUUAUUUUGUGUCUGUGCCCGACUUCCUUUCCAGCACGGGUUAAUCUGUGCUGAAUUUAUCCGCCAUGCUCCGGCGUCCGGAACAAAUAGAACUCUUGUGAUCAGCUGUGGAGUCCGGCGAUCCGCAGAGGAACGGAAAGAAGCCGGUGGAAAUUGACACGUUAACUUGAAUGGUUACGAUCAGCUAUGAUCGGAGGAUAUGACCUUUUCGUAGACUUUCAGGAUGCAGUGGAAAUUGGGGGUUAGAUUUAUGCUGUGUUCCAGUUGUACUUGGAAGUUGGGAACUUGGCGACAAUGUCAUAAUUCAAGAUGGCAGCACAGUGCAUCGACAGUAAAGAGUAACAGUAAAAGCUCUCGUAAUGUUUUAUUUCUUCGCACUUCUGUUUUAGUUUUGUCAAAUUAAAUAAGUGGUUUAUGUUUUACUGACCAACGUCUAACUGUGAACAUGGUGAUAUGGUGUUUGUGCGAGUAAAAUACUGUGUUGUGCGUUGUUUACAACUGGUAUCGCUAACAACAACUAACAACAACUAACAACAGCUAACAAUGGGUAACUGUAGGCAUCCAUCUUGGUUUUCCGAAUUGUUGACUGGAACGCCAUCAACUCAGGUUUAAUGUCAUUCCCAGCUCCAACAUCUGACUUCUUAAGGAACUAGAAUGCAGCUUUGGAUCCAUCAGCCCUCAAAACAGUUCUCCUCUUCUCCUCAGUCCACCUUAAAUGGAAUGGAGUCGAUGGUUUUUGAAGUGAUUCUGAGUCCAUGCUGUGAUUUCCACUCCAGAGUUCUGUCUUUUUUUAACGCUCUGUAGAUCAGGACCAGCCAGUCCUGGUUCUGGUCCUUGUCCCCCUUUAGUUCAGAGAUUUCUCCAGAUCUUGAACUCCCGGUUGUUUCCUCUCAUGCUGAGUAUUUUUCUGUCAAACUUCAGCUGAACUCCAGAGAGCGAGAGGGUGAGAGAGGGAGUUUUUCAGAGCGAUCGAGAGGAGCAGGAAAUAAUCAUCUGUCUGAUGUUUUCAGUUUUCGGGUGAAUCGUGACCUCUGCUGUAGACGGGAGUCUUCACUGACAGGUCCAGAUACUGUCUGACAUAAACCGCUCCAGUCUGGGUGAACUAAGCGCUCAGUUCUGCUCAUAUGAAUGGACAUUUGUAAACAGUCAGAGUAAACUGUAAUUAAAGGGACAUUCUGGCAUAAAUUAAUUUAGGCAUCUUUUUAAUCAGGCUUUUAAUUGACUAGUUUAACUCUUUUAAUCUCUUUUAUGCUCACUUUUAUUGUUUUACUAAUUAACACUUUUUAUUACCGUUCUAUUUUAUUCUUUAAUCUAUCAAUUUUAUUAUCAUUAUUUUUAGUCUAGCGUGUUUUACAGUGCACAGAAUCAUUUUAUCUUACAUUAUUUACUGGGUCUGUCUUAGCGAUUACAGUUUUAGUUUCUAUACUUUUAUGUCUUAUUUUAUUCUUUUAGUCCCUCAGUUUUUCCAGUGUUUCCUCCUGGGAGCUGCUUCACCGGGAGCGGGUUCUGGUCUGUUGGUGGGGGCGCCGUUCUGGGGACAGCUCUGGCCCGGGUGGAACCAGAGAGCUCUACACCUUGGUGCGGAGCCUCCUGUCUGCCUGGGCUGGUGGUCCCUGUGACGGCGCCCCCUGCAGCAGCAAUGGGCCGGCAUGCCUCCCGGUCGACGUGGCCCCCAAAGGUAGCGUCUUCCUCACCUCAGAUCUCAGUGCCCAGUCAUGUCUCCUCACCAUCAGCUGCUAACUGUGUAGGUGCGUAUGUAUGUGAAGUUGUGUGUGUGGAAAUGUAUGUCUAUGUUCACGGGUGUGUGUAUGGGUAUAAUUGUGCGGGUGGGAGGUUUGGGGUUUUCUUGGGGAUUUUAAUGUUUCAUUUUCUUUUUAUGCUUUGUAAGGCACUUUGUGUUACAACUUUGUAUGAAAAGUGCCAUAUAAAUAAAAUAAAGUUGAAAGUUGAAAGUAGGGUCAAACACACGGUAACACCGAGUUAGACCCCCCCCCUCCAGAAUGUUGCCAGAAUGAUGAAUGUUGCCGAUCGCUCGCUUAUCUAGUUAUACCAACUUUAGUAACGACCGCAGGAUAGAAAUACACAGCGGUCUGAGGAGCCAUAAACAAACCUCAACCAAUACACCACUCUAUAGCCACAAAUAAUGCUCAGAACAGCACCUAACUUCAUCAACAGGACAUACAGGGUCACAGCUGUAGUACUAGACACCAAACAUCUUUUUAACGUUGUAUUGUGUAGUUUAGAGUUGUGUAGUGUUGUGUAGUGUAGUCUAGUGUUGUGUAGUCUAGUGUUGUAAAGUGUUGUGUUGUGUAGUGUUGUGUUGUGUAGUGUUGUGUUGUGCAGUUUAGUGUUGUGUAGUCUAGUGUUGUGUAGUUUUGUGAAGUGUUGUGUUGUGUAGUCUAGUGUUGUAUAGUGUUGUGUAGUCUAGUGUUGUGUAGUCUAGUGUUGUAUAGUGUAGUGUUGUGUAAUGUAGUACAGUGUAGUCUAGUCUUGUGUAGUGUUGUGUUGUUUAGUGUUGUGUAGUGUUGAGUUGUGUAGUCUAGUGUUGUAAAGUGUUGUAUAGUGCUGUGUUGUGUAGUGUUGUGUUGUGCAGUUUAGUGUUGUGUAGUCUAGUGUUGUGUAGUUUUGUGAAGUGUUGUGUUGUGUAGUCAGGUGUUGUGUUGUGUUGUGUAGCGUUGUAUUGUGUUGUGUUGUGUAGUCAAGUGUUUUGUAGUGUUAUAUUUUGUAGUCUUGUGUAGUGUUGUGAUAUGAAGUCUAGUGCUGUCUUGUAUUGUGGUGUGUAGUCUAGUGUCAUAUUGUAUUGUGUAGUGUUGUGUGGUCUAGUGUUGUGUUGUGUAGUGUAGUCUAGUGUUGUGAAGUGUUAUGUAGUCUAGUGUUUUGUAGUGUUGUGUUGUGUAGUUUAGUGUUGUGUUGUGUAGUCUAGUGUUGUGUUAUGUUGUGUAGUCUAGUGUUGUGUUUUGUUGUGUUGUGUAGUGGUGUGUUGUGUUCUGUAGUGUUGUAUAGUGUCGUGUUAUGUAGUCUAGUGUUGUGAGGAGUUGGGUUGUUUAGUGUUGUGUUGUGUCAUGUAGUCUAGUGCUGUGUAGUGUAGUGUUGUAUACUGUUGUGUUGUGUAGUCUAGUGUUGUGAAUUGUUGUGUUGUGUAGUCUAGUGUUGUGUAGUCUAGUGUUGUAUAGUGUAGUGUUGUGUAAUGUAGUACAGUGUAGUCUAGUCUUGUGUAGUGUUGUGUUGUGUAGUGUUGUGUUGUGUAGUGUUGUGUUGUAAAGUGUUGUAUAGUGCUGUGUUGUGUAGUGUUGUGUUGUGUAGUGUUGUGUUGUGCAGUUUAGUGUUGUGUAGUCUAGUGUUGUGUAGUUUUGUGAAGUGUUGUGUUGUGUAGUCUGGUGUUGUGUUGUGUUGUGUAGCGUUGUAUUGUGUUGUGUUGUGUAGUCAAGUGUUUUGUAGUGUUAUAUUUUGUAGUCUUGUGUAGUGUUGUGAUAUGAAGUCUAGUGCUGUCUUGUAUUGUGGUGUGUAGUCUAGUGUCAUAUUGUAUUGUGUAGUGUUGUGUAGUCUAGUGUUGUGAAUUGUUGUGUUGUGUAGUCUAGUGUUGUGUAGUCUAGUGUUGUAUAGUGUUGUGUAGUCUAGUGUUGUGUAGUCUAGUGUUGUAUAGUGUAGUGUUGUGUAAUGUAGUACAGUGUAGUCUAGUCUUGUGUAGUGUUGUGUUGUUUAGUGUUGUGUUGUGUAGUCUAGUGUAGUCUUAGUGCUGGACCCCCCCUCCCCCCGGGUCCCCCCCUACCCCACCCCCGGUCCCCUCUGUUGUCACGGCUCUGUGAAAUCCCUUCUUCAGCUCGAUCAGACUUUAUGAGAGUUUUCCACUCAGACCAGGAUCCUGCUGGAUCCUGCUGGGAGCUGACGAGUUCAGAUCCCUGUCCAGACUUAAGCACUCUGGGAAAUUUAAGUCCUGCAGGGUCUCUGCAGCAUAAACACACAUUUUUGUGUGCUUUACCGUGUGUGUGUGUGUGUGUGUGUGUGUGUGUGUGUGUGUGUGUGUGUGUCCUCGUAAAUCCUCCUCCAAUCAGAGUCCUUCAAACUCUGGAGGUCGCUCAUAAAAAACUGUUUCCUGUUUCUGCGGUGAGAAGAGCUGCAGAUGUGAGCCAGGUUUAGUGAUGUGGAUCCAGUUAGACCGGUUUAGUUUGUGGUUUUAUUAUCAUCUGUGUGUUUGAUUUAACCUCAUUAGAUAUACAUCAAAUUAAUUGAUUAAUUAAUUAAUCCGUUCAUAAGGGGCCAGGAGCAACUCUUAGAGAAAGAGACUGAUGAUGAGAAACACAGACGCAACAUAAACACUCAACCUGCUGUCAAACACACACACACACACACUGAUAACACACACACACACACACACACAUGCACUCAUGAUGGAUGUGAAGGGAGGAGGAAAUAUAUCUUUAGAGUGUUUCCCAUCAGACUGUAACUCUGUGUGUGUUUGUGUGUGUGUGUGUGUGUGUGUGCGUGUGUGUGUGUUUGUGUACAUGUGUUUGUGUUGAUCUUGUCUUAUAAGAACUGAUCCCUGGUUGAGCUUUUAUUGUGAUUUUUAUUAUCAAACUAAAAAAGUCUCAAUGUAUUUACAGUAACAGUUUAAUCGGACUAAGCUCAUAAUUCGUUUUUUUUUCAUCGAAUCCGACUUCUCUCCUUGUCCUCGUAUACAUGCAGCUGAGAAAAUUAAAUUAUUGACGUGAACAUGUCCUCCUCCCCAAAACUAGGGGGCGAUAUGGGUCUUUUCAGCAGCGCUCCUUCCAACCCCAUACAACCGUCAACCACAACAACAGGUCCGUGCCAGACGUCAGAAGUGUCUACAGCUGCUGCUGGGCAUUUUGGAGUGAAAAGAUGGAGGAUCGUACAGCGUUGAUUUUGUCCUACAUGAUGGACGCGCUACUUUUUCUGCAGAUGAGACGCACACUACUCCUCUUAUCUGGGGUUUUUGUUCCGGGGGUUACAGAGGUGUGGCGCACGCACACAUGCAUUGUCCGAUCAUACUCCGACUACGCUGGUUACAUGGAAGAGAAUAUUGAAUUCCAAUGGCAUUAGCUGGAUGUCUUAAUCGGAGUUCUCGAACUCUGAUUAUAGUCGGACUAAGGUGUUUACAUGCACUUCAGUUGUUCAGUCUUAAUCAGAGUAAGGCGAUAAUUCGGUUUUCUCGAGUGUCAUGGAAACCUACAGAGUGAUACUCACAAAUCUGAUCGAAGUGUUUAAGACAUGAGCCGCAUGAUUUGGUUACCCGUGUUCCUGUGUACCUGUGUACCCGUGUACUCAUGUGUACACCCGUGUACCUUUGUACCUUUAUACCUGUUUACCCGUGUUCCUGUGUACCUGUGUUAGGACUGUUUUAUGGACAUUUUUUGCUCCUCCAAGUUUCAGUCGAUUGUGUUUUUGUCUCUUUAAAACCCCAUCACUUCAGACAACAACCUCAGUGUCCUGAACACACCCAGACACCCACCACCAUUUUCCAAGCAUACACACACACACACACACACACACUGGGCACACACAGAGUUUCUAUUGAAGGCAGAUGUAGAAGGAUGAGGGGCUGAUGGGAAAAAUGCGGAGGUGGAGGAUUUGGAUAUCAGACACUCCUGACUGAUCUCUCCAGGGACUCACUGCAGGAGUCAGCUGAUGAAAACAUGAAUCUUCUACAUUCCCUGAACUUUGAACACACUAAAGAGAUAAUUCUGAUUCUGAUGAGCUAACAUCCCACACCUGUGUGUGUGUGUUUGUGUGUUUUUAGUUUGUCAGGCCCAGUAUUAUGACUACACACCUGCUCCAGACUACGACGACGACUACAACGCCACCUUUGAGUACAGCCUCUUCAGUAAGUCACAGAUGACAGAGUGAGACCUGAUCAGGUUUUUAAUCAUUAUAACUAAAGAGAGGGAGGUUUUAGAGGGAACAGGCAAAUAAUUUGCUUUGUUGACUAUUUUUGUUUAUUCUUGUUGUUUGUUGUUUAUUUUUGUUGUUUGUUUUGUGUGUCAUUGUUUUAUUGUUGUGGCGGGGUGCCACUAACGCCGUCCUCAUCGCGGCUGGACGCCUGCUCUACCUCGCGGCUGGUCGCCCUCUCUCUCUCACUCGCGGCUGGUCGCCCUCUCUCGUGCCUUCUCUCCCUCUCGCGCUCCCUUGCCGCUGGACCGGGCGUGGGGAAUAGAGUGGCCACUCGCUACUGGAGUGACGGACGGGGGGGAGUUAAGAUGAACAUAAAUGACAAUAAUUUUCCUGGACUCUUGCGUCCCCGUGGCCGGUGUUAGAGGGUGCACACUCAAACACCUGCGCGGGUCUCGCUUACACUCACGCACAUAUGCUGUGUCCGAAUUGCCCGCUCGGAUACUACAUGCUACUGCUACAUGUACUGCUAGAUCCUACUCCUACAUACUAAACACGUUGGCCCAAUUCGGACACACUAGACGAGCGGUGGGGAAAGACGACCCCCGCAGGCAGAGAGUAGGUACUGCGCCCGUUUUUGAAUGGUAAUCGUGCAAGUGAUGGAUGCUGCUGUAUUAUAUUCCUGCACUGCUUUAGAAAUUCUCAAAGUAGCUUUUCCAUGACUUUUAGCCUUCAUUUACUCACGUGGUGAUCGUUUGUUCAAUGAGAUCUGCCUGAUUACUGCAGCUGUGCAGUUUGAUGAUGGAAUAAGUGAGCUUUACCUCCAUGAUGUCGCCACAUGUUUGCUCAUAAAAUGAUUACUUGGGCAAAUAUGACACCAUGACAUGACAAAGAGAUACAACCGCUUUACAACCAUUUUUUAGGACAGUGUGCGAAGUUACAUGAAACUUACAUCUGUACUGCUGCGGUCCUGCCUGCUGCUGCUGCUCCGCCAUGGUGCGCGCUGCUGUGGCCAGCCGGCGUUCGCGAUGCAUCUAAAUAGGCAGCAGUGGGUGGUGCUAGCAUCACAUGUGCUUCUACAACUUUUAAGAGGACGAAGAAGAAGUCUGCGGUGCAUUUUGGGUCAGUAGCAUGCCCGUAGGAUGCACCGAGACCAACCUACAAUGUGGGCGUGUCUAGUAUCUUAAGUAGUAUCUGAAGUAGCAUGCUACUCGCUCCGGUGGCCAAUUCGGACAUGCUAGAUACUACUUCGACUACUACUUGGCAAUUCGGACUCAGCAAUACACUCAUCUGCUGUCUCCGGUUCACGGACUGAACAGAGGCAGUUCCGGGUCACCUGUUAAAUAACAUUAGGUGACGUGCUUCCUCGGGUCAGGUGACCCAGGGAGAAACCAAAGUCAGUGAAUUAGUUGAUUAUAGUUAAAAUAUUGUGUUUGUGUUAAUAUUGGCUCAGCCAUAUGAAGGGUGUGAGUAACAGAACAAUUGGUUUGUAUUCUAUUGUGUGUUUGUAGAAAUAUACCAGUUGAUAUAACAGCUGAUGUCUAAAAAACCCCUAGAUUGUGCUGAUUGGUUUGUUCGGGGGAGGGGCCAAGGGGUAUUUGAGGGAGCUCAGCUCACUUGUUGGGGUGUGCCUCCUGGUUGAGCAGACAUAUGUUGGUCCUGGGGGGUAUUCCAUCAAAGUCGCUAAGAAAAUCGGGACUAUGGUGUAAUCUUGAAGCUUGAAUAAACGGCCACUCCAAACCUAGCCCCAACCCGUUCCAUCAAACGAGAUCAGCUGGCUCCACUUGACGCUAAUUCCAGCCUCACCUGUUAAGCCUCACACUGAGCGCCUCCCCGCGGAAUAUAAAAAGACCCAACAAGUCGAGUGCUGAAAGUGUUGCAAUGGCUCAGAAUGCCGCAAAACCACGGGCAGAGAUUUUCUCUGCUGCUGAGCAAAACCUCCUUAUGGAGUUAUAUGAUGAUUACCGUGAUAUAAUAACUAAAAAAGGUAACACCGCUCAAAUAAACAAAGCAAGAGAGGCAGCAUGGAAGACAAUUGCCGACAGGCUGAAUGCGUAAGUGAUGUUUCAUCCAUUCAUUAUUUCAGAUGAUAAUCCCAUCUCAAUGUUAAUGAUACAACCUGUUUGACAUAACAGAAUUGUAAUUUAGGCUGUAAAAUUAAAGAAAUUCACUACGAGACAAGUUGUAGGCUACAGAUAGUGAUUUAUUCAGAUUUAUAAUCUGAGUUGAAGUGGCUAUAAUCAAAUUGUUUUAUAUGCAAAACAUUUAUCACACAGUUGAUCAUGUAUUAUCUCAUUUACCUAAUUCCCCCUAUUCAGAGGAGCGCUGUUUAAAUGUUUGCAGGGGUUAAUUGAUUCUCUUGUUGCAUAAACAGGAGCUAAUUGCUUCAUUUUACCUUCAUGUCUGUGCAGUAGGAUGAGGAACUAACUAAAACUCACUCAGCAUUCACUGUGUCUUUUAUUAACCUCCUUUUACUGUCAAACAGAAGCAACCUCGGAGGCCAGAAACGCACCUGGCAACAGGUCAAAAUAAAAUAUAAAAACAUCCUUACAAAUGGUCAGUGAUACAAAAUAAUUGUAAUGUGAUGAAGAUAUUGAGGAACUCUUUAAGGGCAAUACAGACUGCUUUUACCUGUAAUAAAGUUUUUUUUUUUUGUUCAUUUAUUAAUUCAUAUCCAUGUCAUGUGAUCAUCUUGCAACCUAUGUAUGAUGUUUGGUGAUGUAAGAAAUAAUCCAACUGAUCUAAGUAGGCCUACCUCUCUGCAAACAGUUGCCUUACUUAGUCCCUCAGCAUCUCCAACACUAUACAGAAAUAUACCGCUGGCAAAGAACCGCAGUGCAAUACAUACAGAUUGCACAGGGGUCAGUGAUUGGCUGCGGUGAGUGACCUUCCUUAUGUGUGGCUCCAGCAAAGUGCAUAAAUACACUAUGCUCUGCCGGCUGAAUCGAUACCUCUCCCACAGGAAAGAAUCACUUUGUUCCAGUGGGUUAGUCCUCUCCUGGAAGACCCUCGGGGCUGGUGGUCGCCUGAAGAAGGCCCUUUGAAUUAUUUGUGCCCCUUCAUCAAUUGGCUCCUCAUACUCAAUGAAUGGACAUGCCAUGUUCUCUUAGUCUUUGUCUCUGCUGAAUGUGUGCCCCCCUACCUGUCUUGACUGCUCUGCUUAAUAGUCUACACCUUGCCAUCAUUGACUGUCAGGGGCAGUCGAUUGGAGGACAUUUUAGGUGACUGAUGUAGGCUUCCUCCAUGUGUUUUAAUCAUAAAUUUAUUCAUUGUUAUUUUUUUUAUUUUUUUUUUAUUCAUCUUUAUCUAUAAGGAUGCAAUCAAGAUAAACGAAAACGGAUUGAUUUUUAUUUUUUACAAAAUCAGAAUACUUACCAAAUGCACUUUUUGCUUAGUUUACAAAGUGGAUGGAAAGCACGUUUUGGUUUCACAAAUUAUUUUAUCAGUGCAUUGUGUAUGUAAAUGCAAAACAGACAUGUCUUUUGGACAUUUUUUGGACAUUAGUGGAGUUAAUCUUCACCUUAAUCCUGCUCCAGACCAGGUUUGGCCGGCAGCAUAAGUCACCAUGGUUACAAGGCUGGCAUUCGUGUUAACCACUUUGAUGGAACAGAAUUGAGGCUCAGGUUAAUGGAACAGAAAGUCAGAGCUUAGCUCCAAGUGUCCGGCUUAGCCAGAACCGUGUUUCCAUAGUUACCAAGUUGGAGCUAAUCUUAGCCACAUUGGUGAAACUCAACUCUCACUAAAAUAAGCAAGACUUGGCCAUUUAAGCCAGACUUUGAGCUAAGCGAGCUUGAUGGAAUACCCCCUUGGUUGUUGAAUUGCGGUUUGUAAAUAGUUUUCCCUCUGUCUUUUUGUAAAUAAGAGUUUUCACCUCUGGGUAUUUUUGGUUAUGGUGUUAAUAAAAGAAAAUCACCAUACUCGAGUUUCGACUGUGCCAUCAUCUUUUCCUCCACAACCGAAAAAGAAAUUUAAAGAAACUGAACCCCAACAAGUGUGUAUAGUGUUUGUCCUUGACUGUUGUUGUUUAUUUGUGUUUAUUGUUGUCUAUUGUUAUUUAUUUCUGUUGGUCGUUGUUUUUUGUUGUUUGUCAUUGUAUAUUGUUUAUUGUUGUUUAUUUUUGUUUUUCAUUGUUGUUGUUUUUGUUGUUCAUUUUUGUUUGUCUUUUGUUGUCUUGUUUAUAUUUGUUGUUUGUUUAUUGUUGUCAAUUUUUGUUUAUUGUUGUUUGUCGUUGUUGUUUAUUUUUGUUUGUUGUUGUUUUGUUGUUGUUUGUCAUUUGUUUUUGUUGUUUGUUGUUGUUUGUCAUUGUUUUAUUGUGUUCAUUGUUUGUUGUUGUCUGUUGUUGUUUGUCACUGCUGUUGUUUAUUUCUGUUUGUCGUUGUUUUUUUCCUUUGUUGUGUAUUGUUGUUUAUAGUUGUUUAUUGUUCAUUUUUGUUGUUUGUCGUCAUUGUUUGUUUGUCAUUUAUUGUUGAUGUUGUUUGUUGUUUAAAGUUGUUUAUUGUUGUUCAUUUCUGUUGUUUUAUUGUUGUUUUGUUGUCAGUUGUUUUUGUUGUUUAUUUUUCUUGUUUGUUGUUGUGUACUGUUUAUUGUUGUUUAUUUUUGUUUAUUGUUUUUUGUUGUUCAUUUUUGUCAUUUGUUGUCGUUGUUUGUUGUUUAUUUUUUGUUCAUUUCUGUCAUUUGUUGUUGUUGUUUGUUGUUGUUCAUUUUUUUCAUUUGUUGUUGUGUAUUGUUGUUUAUUGUUGGUUCAUUUUUGUCAUUUGCUGUCAUUGUUUGUUUGUCAGGUAACACCAGUAACGAGGACCUGGACAGACUUCGUGAACUGUACAUCGGUCCUGAUGACAGGGAGGAAGAGGAUGCAGGAGGAAGGCAGGAGGAAGAAGAAGUGCGUGUUACCGCGGCAACGACCAGAGGACCUUAUAGGAAGGGCGAAGUAGACGGGCAUGGAGCUGCAUCACUUCGUGUUUCCCCGGUAAGUAUCACCUGAUAAUCUGAGCGAAGAAAUCCUUAGGGCCGUUUCCUUUAACCAAAAUAAACUUAAAAUAAAUAAGAAGAUCGAUCAUUUAAACGUCAGGUUCAACAAAGCUCAGCUGUUGAUUAAACCGAAGAGUUUUAAUGUUCUCAUGAGUUCAGUAAACCUCAGACUCAAUUCAAAGUUUGACUUUUAAACCCGACCUGAACCAGAAACUACAGCAGAACCAGAACAAAGUUUAGUUUCAACAGAACCAACAGGAACCUGUUUGUCUAAAGAACCAGCAGACUGGUCUGUUCUUAUUUUUAGAGGACUGAUUAUGAUGACGAGACAAAACACAGCUGUGUGUGUGUGUGUGUGUGUCUGUCCAUCUGUUUCUCAUUAAUAUGAAGCUGAUCUCUGCCAGCAUCAACAAACUCAAACAGUCUUUAUGUCUUUAAAGCAAACUCUUUAAACUCUGCGGCGUGUCGCAAUCUGUGUGGGUGCAUCAAAAAUACAACUAACCCAACACUCGUGUGUGUGUGUGUGUGUGUGUGUGAGAGAGAGUGUGUGUGUGUGACAUAAAUGUGACAGUACACAGCUGGAGGACAGAACACAGACUCUGUUAAACUGGUUCUGAGAUUUCUGUGGUGGGCCGGUGCAGACAUGUGGACCAGAUGAUCAGACCUCAGAACUCUAAAUUUCUUGUGUGCGAAAAUCAAAUCCAGCAGAGGAGAAGGAGGAAGUCUGAGGAGGACACAAAGACUUCUUCAUGGAAACAUGUUGUUUAGAUUGAAGUUUGGGGAUUUUGAUUCUCCUGACUUUAGUUCAGACUGACGUGGAAACCACAACAGAUCCUGAUUGGUUCACUCAUGAAUGCAGAUUAUUGUGUAAACCGCAAACCGUCAUGAACCAGGAUAAACAACCUCUGCUGUUGAAAAAUGAACCAAACAUAAAUAAUAAUGCAUCAGAUUUCAUAUACUGCUUUUUGUCAGUGACCUCAAAGUGUUUUAUAUUGGAUCCAGCAUUCAUUCACUAACUCACUCACUCACUCACACUUUGGUAGUGGUAAACUACCUUAGUAGAUUACCACUAGACCUUAGUAGUCUGCUCUGGGACAGACUGACAGAAACAUGGCUGCCAGUUUGCGCCUACAGCCUCUCCGACCACUCAACACUCACACACCAGUGGAGGGCACACACUGGGAGCAAGGUGGGUUAAGUGUCUUACCCAAGGACACAACAGACAGACGGAUAGGGGGUAUCAUACCGCCAACCUUCCAGUUAUUGGCCGACCACUCUACCUCCUGAGCUGCUGCCACCCCAUGGAAACAUGGAAGUCACAAAACUGAAGUCCCCCAAAACCUCUCUGUCAUCUCUCUGUUCACCACAUCUUUAUUUAUACAAACGUUUAAAGACCCACAAAGGAAACAGUGCCGUAAGCUCCAAUUUUCACCGCAUCCUGAAUGGCGGCGAGUUUUGCCAUCUGCCAAUUCCUACCGGACCUGAUUGUGAGGUGAAUUUCGUGGCAGAUUAUGGACAGCAGGAAUCACGAGAGCUCACAAGAACCCGUGGAUUCACAUACAAGUGCGCUUUAACAAGUUGUCUCUAUAAAGACAGCCACAUAGACAUAUAAGCAGUAGAUUGUGUCCUUCCAGAGGAGGAAAUCUACUUCUAGACUUCUAGAAUCAGCAUCUGCUCAUCCAUCGUGCCAUCGGGGUGAAAUGACGUCUAAAAACCUUUCACUUGUUCGUCUCUGCCCGGUGUGAAAUACGAUCCCCCUGAAACACAGAGUGUUUUAUUUUGAAAAGAAGCCGGAUGUUUUAUUUUUGUGUGUGUGCCCGACUUCCUUUCCAGCAUGGGUCAAUCUGUGCUGAAUUUAUCUGGCAUGCUCUGGCGUCCAGACAAAAUCAAACUCUUGUGAUCAGCUGUGGAGUCCGGCGAAAUUGACACAUUAACCUAAAAGGUUACGAUCCGUUAAGAUCGGAGGAUAUGUUCAGGAUGUGGUAGAAAUUAGGGGUAACCUUGAUAAACUGGUCCCAGUUUCACGUAGGCCCGACCCUGACUUGGCUAACAGCCAGUCAUAAUCCUUUCUCACAGAUGUACUCUUGAAUAUUUCUAGAACUUUUGAGGACAGGCUGCCCCAGUGUUUUCGGGUUGGUUCCUUUCCUCCUUUCCAAAAACCUGAAAACGUCAGGGAGUUCUCGAGAGUUUAGCUCAUGUAUGAAAACCACUCUGGUUCUGGUUCAGGGGUCUGUGGGGGCCCAGGCCACCUUGGUCCCCCCUCUGUGAUCUCCCCUUAUAUAUUAAAAAAAUAACGACAUGCAGAUUUAUCCUUUUUAACUGAAUGAGUAAAUAUCGUCGUUUUCUGAUGAUGUAUUCACUGUCCGCAGGAAAUGUGGACGCUACUCUGGGGUCUGAUCAUCCUGAUGGGCUUGAACACACAGCAGCUACAACGCACACUGUGAGGCCGAUAUACACUUCACAGGUGAGACACACACACUUGACAAAGAAGCUGUAGAGGGGUCACCGCGAAUACUUCUGUGGUGGUGAGGAAGGCCCAGCAGCGUCUCCACUUCCUGAGAGUGCUCAGGAAAAAUAACCUGGAGGAGAAGUUGCUGGUGACCUUCUACAGAGGCACCAAAGAGAGCAUCCUGGCAUACUGCAUCACAGCUUGGUAUGUGGGGCGCUCUGCAGCCGACAGGAGAGCACUACAGAGGGUCAUCUGCACAGCCCAGAAGAUCACAGGCUGCCCUCUGCCCAGCCUGGAGGACAUUGCCAACUCUCGCUACCUGAGCAGAGCUGGCAACAUCAUCAAGGACUCCUACCACCCCGGAAACCACCUGUUUGACCUGUUACUGUCUGCAGUGACCUGUACCUCACACAAAACAAGGACCAACAGACUCAGGGAUAGCUAUCACUGCAGUCAACAACAACAAGUCCAGGUUCAACUGGACCUCACCUGUGCAAUUAUCGGGUUUCAUAUCAUUCAUAUUGUUCAUUCCUGUUUGAUUAUAUUUUAUAAUAUAUAUAUAUAUAUAUAUAUGUAUAUGAAAGUAUGAUCUUUUUUGUACAAUAAAUGUAAAUGUCAAUGUAUAUAUACACACACACACACACACACACACACACACACACACAUAUAUAUAUAUAUAUAUAUAUAUAUAUAUAUAUAUAUAUACACUACAGGCCAAAAGUUUGGAAGCAAGAUCAGAUUUGUACAAAAAAAAAACAUUAAACAUAAACAUGACUAUUGUACAAAGAGUAACCUAUCAGAAGACAUUUUGACUAUAAUUAUUAGGUAUUUGAGUUAUUGUUGCUUAUUUGCUUUCUUUAAAUUAACCUCCUCUGGCUUUAACAACAGCUUGGCAUAUACCAGGCAUUUGUUCCACAAGUUUUUUAAGGUAUGUUCCAGGGAUUGCAUUCCAAGCUUUCUUAAGUUCAUUAAAAAGAGACUGCUGAUUCGUGGGACGCAUUUUUCUGACCGAUCGAUCCAAUUCAUCCCACAUAAGCUCAAUUGAGAAAGGUCUGGUGACUAAGGGAGCCAAACCAUCUUUUGAAGAACACCUUCCUCUUCUUUUUUGUCUAGGUAACCCUGACAGAGCUCGGCAGAGUGCUUAGGGUCAUUGUCUUGCUGCAAAACAAACUUAUGAGCCACAAGUCUGAGUCCAGAUGGAGCAGCAUGGUGCUGGAGGAUGGAGUGGUACUGUUCCUUCUUCAUGAUACCCUUUACUUCAAACAAAUCUCCUACUCCAUCACCUGCAAAACAUCCCCAUACCAUGGAACUACCACCUCCAUGCUGAAUUGUGGGUGUAACACAUGGAGCUUUCAGACGUUCACCAGUUUGUCUGCGGACAUAGACUCUGCGUUUUGAACCAAACAGUUCAAACUUGUUUCUAGUCAUCAUAAGUCCAAUUUUUGUGAGCUUUUGCCCACUCAUAUCUCUUUUUCUUGUUCUGUGGACGAAGUAGUGUUUUUUUGCAGAUACACAACCCUUCAGACCAGCCUUUCUCAAACGUCAUUUCACGGUUGUCAGAGAUAUGGGUUCCUCCCUUAUUUGUGGUGCUGUCUUUUGCAGAUCUCUCUUACUGGUAACAAUGCUAUGUUUAUCCUCUGCUUUUGUAGUAACUCUCUUUUGUCCAGGUCUUUUUUCUCUCAUUAUAACUUCCAGGUUCGUCUAGUCUCUAGAUUUAUUCAGAUUUUUGUAUGCAGACUCUUAAAAGCCAAAAAGUUGAAGUGAAUAAUCCAACAGUGAUGUGUUUGUUUUUUUGCUUUUGCACUGAAGUUGUGACUCUUGCAAAUGUUUUCAAUCCUAAAACUAAGCCCUUAUUAUCUUUUGCUGACAUAUAUUUAGCAAUGGUAUGUUCAUAUUAAUGUAUAUCUAAAGGUAAAUGGAGUAAAAUGGUGCAUUUCCAUGAAAGCAACAUCUGAUCAUGGAGUAAAUACAUCCCAAAAUACAUAAAACUCAUGCUGGAUUUAAAAAAAAGCAUUGUGAACAAAAACUUGAAGUUACUCCCAACUGUUCGGCCUGUACUGUGUACAAUGGCAGUAAAGGCGAUUCUGAUUCUGAUUCUGAUUCAAUGAGAGUCAGUGAAGGUGUGUGGUGUUCCUCUGAGUCCAGCAGGGAGCAGCAGCCUCAGACUGACUCUAACACACGGCUUUUCUGUGUCUCUGUUUUCAGCUGAUUCUGGAUCACCAGGAGCCAGUCUGGGUCACUAGACCUGAGGUGGGGGAGGUCAAAGUCUGUUCUGUGACCUGUGACCUCUGCACCGCCAGCACAGGGAGGAGCCUGUUUCCUGGACGCAGGCUCUCAGGUGAACCUCAGCCAAUCACAAAGCUUCUUCAGCAGCACAGAGUUCUCGCACAUGGAGUCAAGUUUCACUUUUUCACUUUUUAUUGAAAUACCCCACCAGAAACAAAAAACAAAGAUCCUCUUUUGAUGACAGAGAUCCUGUAUUCAUGACAGAGAUCCUCUAUUUGUGACAGAUAUCCUCUGUUUAUGACAGUGAUCCUCUAUUCAUGUAUUCAUAACAAAGAUUUACUAAUCGUGACAGAAAUCCUCUAGUUAUGACAGAGAUUCUCUAUUCAUGACAGAGAUCCUCUUUUCCGACAGAGAUCCUCUAUUCAUGACAGAGAUCCUCUAUUCAUAUAUUCAUAACAAAGAUCCUCUAAUCCUGACAGAGAUUCUCUAAUUAUGACAGAAAUCCUCUAUUCGUGAAAGAGAUCCUCUAUUCACAACAUUAGACCCUGUAUUCAUGUAUUCAUAACAAAGAUCCUCUAGUCAUGACAGAGAUCCUCUAUUCAUGACAGAGAUUCUCUAUUCAUGACAGAGAUCCUGUAUUCAUGUAUUCACAACAAAGAUCCUCUGUUCCUAACAGAGAUCCUCUAUUCAUGGCAGAGAUCCUCUAUCCGUGACAGAGAUCCUCUAUCUAUAAUAUAGAUCCUGUAUUCAUGACAGAGAUCCUCUGUGCAUGACAUAGACCCUGUAUUCAUAUAUUCAUAACAAAGAUCCUCUAUUCAUGACAGAGAUCCUCUAUUCACGACAGAGAUCCUCUACUCAUGUAUACAUAACAAAGAUCUAUUAUUCAUGACAGAGAUGCUCUAUUCAUGACAGAGAUCCUCUAUUCAUGACAGAGAUCCUCUACUCAUGACAGAGAUCCUGUAUUCAUGUAUUCACAACAAAGAUCCUCUGUUCCUAACAGAGAUCCUCUAUUCAUGACAGAGAUCCUCUAUCCGUGACAGAGAUCCUCUAUCUAUAAUAGAGAUCCUGUAUUCAUGACAGAGAUACUCUAUUCAGAACAGAGAUCCUCUAUUUAUGUAUACAUAACAAAGAUCUAUUAUUCAUGACAGAGAUGCUCUAUUCACGACAGAGAUCCACUAUUCAUGACAGAGAUCCUCUACUCAUGACAGAGAUCUUGUCUGAGUGAUGAUUUCUUCAUUUAGAGCUCAGGUGUUCCUUCAUGACAAACCUCUGUUUCUUUAGAGUUUUGGUAAUCUUUAAAAGGAUCAAUAUCGAGAUCAAGUUGAUCUAAUCCAGUUUAUCUUUGAGAUUUAGGACUGAAGAGAUCUGGAUUAUCUGAUGCUGGAUGUAAAAAAGGAAUUAAUAAACUGGGAUCUGAGUUUGUCUAAAAUCUUGAACCGAAUUUUUUUUUUCUUUGGUCUUCCUUUGAAAAAAUAAACUUCGACAUUUACAGAUUUGACUUUGAUGGUUUUGUCUCAGAGAGGAGAAAUAGCGCCCCCUGCUGUCUCACUGCACUUUUUUUCUGACAUUCUGAUUUAUUUUCACUGCAAGAUAAAAAACAAACUGUGAAGACAGGAAGAAAAAGGGCUCUUAUUUUGAAAAAUCACUUCUCUCCCUGUCUUCUCCAUGGUUUUCUUUUUAUCCUCCACAUUUCAUUUUAAUCCUUGCAGCACUUUGUGAACAAACAGCACUUACAUGUUUGUCUUAGUUUGUUUAUUCUGUUUUAAAUAGUUCUUAUGUAUCAAAAUAAAAGCCCUCGGAGAAGGCAAUAUGGGACAGAUUUGCCCUGCAAAAGUAUAAGUCUGCUAAAAUGUCAUGUUUCUGUGCAGCUGUUUAUCAAAUAAAUCUGAAUAGGUUUGAAAAUGAAACCAGACGAAUGUUAAAGAAAAGAUGGAGAUGUUUUAAAAAGUCGACAGAAUUUUUUUUUUUUAUCAGGAUAAAAAUCAGAAAACAAAAGAACUUACAACAGAUUUUGAUGCUUUUCUUUAUAUUUCUUUUUCAAUAAAAGAAAAAAAAAAGAUUCUA